UGUUCCCUUCUUUGUUGUUGCAGCUGGUUUCAUGGCAAAAUAGCACGAAAUGAAGUGGAGAGAUUGCUCUCUCCUCCAAGCAAUGGCAGAUACCUGGUGCGGGAGAGUGGCAACUAUCCCGGGAACUACACGCUGUGUUUGAGCAAUGACAACACAGUGGAGUACUACCGUAUCAUUUACUCCGAUGGCAAGUUUUUCAUAGACGACUCUCAGCGCUUUGACACCCUCAUCCAACUGGUAGAGCACUACGAACAAGAUGCUGAUGGUCUCUGCAGCAAACUAAUUGAGCCACAGUUGAAGAAGGAGAUUGUAGAUGUCCAAACAGAAAUGUUGAGAGGUGGCUGGGUGCUGAACAGAAAAAACCUCAAAUUAGAGAAUGUCAUUGGAAGGGGAGAGUUUGGAGAAGUUAAGUUGGCUGACUACAAGGGGACUAAAGUAGCUGUGAAAUGCAUUAGAAAUGAUGCGACUGCGCAGGCCUUUAUUACAGAGGCCUCUGUCAUGAUGAAACUACAUCACAAUAACUUGGUGAAGCUGCAUGGCGUGAUCGCUGAGGAGGACGGCAGCUUAUUCAUCAUCACUGAAUACAUGACUAAGGGUACCUUGGUGGACUACCUACGUUCCAGAGGAAGGGCUGUACUCGGUGAAGUUGCUCUUCUUCGAUUUUCAUUACAUGUGUGCGAUGCCAUGAUGUAUUUGGAGGCCAAUAACUUUGUCCACCGCGACCUGGCAGCUCGUAAUGUUCUUUUGACAGAGGACCACGUGGCUAAAGUCAGCGACUUUGGUUUGACCAAGAAGGUGUCUUCAGUUGAGGCCAUUAACAAGAUGCCCGUGAAGUGGACUUCACCCGAGGCCCUCAGAGAACAAAAAUUCUCCACCAAAUCGGAUGUUUGGAGUUACGGUGUUUUGCUUUGGGAGAUUUUCUCAUUUGGUCGAAUUCCUUAUCCAAAAGUUCAAUUAAAAGACGUGGGGCCUUUACUGGAGAGCGGAUUCCGGAUGCCUCCUCCAGACAGAUGUCCUGCAGAUCUCUACAACAUCAUGAAGCAGUGCUGGCAACUGGAUCCUGCUCGUCGCCCAAAUUUUAAGCAGUUGAUGGUGCAGCUGCAAGAUAUCCGCAAGGGCUUCCGGAAAAACCACACGCUGGUGUGACAAAGCCAUCUGUAUCGUGUCGCCUACUGUUGUUUGGAUUCUAAUGAGGGAAGAAAAAAAAUACCUCCAUUGACCAUCAUUUGACGAUGUUCACAACGUAUUACAGCAUUGAUAACAUGUUCCUUUAUUGUUUUUACACCAAUGACAAUUUUAUUGGCUGUUUUGGGAAGUGUCAUGUGUUAAGUACGUCUUCCUGCGUUCUCUGAAUGUUAAUGAGCCUUUUUGUGGACGAUUAUGACAAUAUUUGGCAACACUGACGGGAAAUAUCUCCCAAACCACAAUUGACUGACAAUCAUCCUAUAAACACGUGAUAUGCAGCCUAUUUAAAAACAUAUAUUGAUAUUUUCUGAAUGUUUUCCAACCCGAUUUGAUUGCUACUGAAUAUCAUGUGGAAUAGAAACAAGAGCCAAUAUGAUCUUAUUCUCCACAAUUGUUUUAUAUUUUUUUCUCCAUGAAUGUAUUGUUUUCAUCUUGUUUGGAAAUACUCCCCCCCCCCCCCAAAAAAAACAGUAUCUUGUGGAAAUUUUUGGGGGCAUAGUUUCUCUAACAUUUUGUGUCAAAUUGUCGAGGAAAACCAGUUUUGAUUUUGAGCACAAAUGUGUUAACCAAUUGUUGAACAGUUUAAGAACAUUUCUCAACAAGCUAUUGCAAGGAAUUAAAGGGUUUUACCAUCUACGGUCCAUAAUAUCAUCAAAAGGUUCAGAGAACCUGGAAAAAUCACUACAUGUAAGCGACAAGGCUUAAAAAAACAACAUUGAAUGCCCGUGACCUUCGAUCUCAGGCGGUACUGCAUCAAAAGGUGACAUCAGUGUGUAAAAGAUAUCACCACAUGGGCUCAGGAGUACGUCAGAAAACCACUGUCAGUACAGUUGGUCGCUACAUCUGUAAGUUUAAGUUAAAACUCUACUAUGCAAAGCGAAAACGAUUGAUCAACAACACCCAGAAAUGCAGCUGGCUUCACUGGGCCUGAGCUGAAAUUGUCGAAAAGGCCAAUUUUGAUUUCAAAAGAGAAAUGGUACUUUUCUUGCAAUGAAGAUUUCAUCAAAUUUGGAGAAUACCGUUAACAAUCCAUAUUUACAAAUCCAGAGUGAUUACGUGUAUAUUAAUUAUUAACCCUUUCUAAAAUAUAUUUUUUUAAAUGUACAACUCACCAAUGAUGGCAAAGGAGAACAGAAUGAAAACUUCCCACUUUCUAAAAAACUAUUUAAAUCAAGUACACAUUUAAAAGUCCUGUAUAGUAUGGUGCUUUCUUUUGUUUUUCAUGUUAUUUUCUUGCUCUCUUUGAUUUAAUAUAUUGACUAUUGUUUUGUAUUUGAUGUAGAUAUUUUGGAACAUUUUACAUAUUUUUUUUACGUGCGUAUUUUUGUCGUUUUAAAAGCUGGCGUUUGUUUUGUGUGUAUAGUUUUGUAUUGAAUUGUUGAAAUAAAGUUCUGGGAAAAAAGGGC
This is a messenger RNA of Nerophis ophidion (straightnose pipefish), 2591 nucleotides long. RefSeq names its product tyrosine-protein kinase CSK-like. Lineage: Eukaryota; Metazoa; Chordata; Actinopteri; Syngnathiformes; Syngnathidae. The transcript is spliced from 9 exons. Gene Ontology annotation, biological process: adherens junction organization; protein phosphorylation; regulation of Fc receptor mediated stimulatory signaling pathway. The record is from RefSeq and is a predicted model, not a curated record. Gene Ontology annotation, molecular function: ATP binding; protein tyrosine kinase activity. The annotation marks the transcript as partial.